This is a messenger RNA of Cyprinodon tularosa, 899 nucleotides long. It is a transcript of the gene mcu, whose product is annotated as mitochondrial calcium uniporter. The transcript is spliced from 6 exons. The record is from RefSeq and is a predicted model, not a curated record. NCBI's taxonomy places the organism in Eukaryota, Metazoa, Chordata, Actinopteri, Cyprinodontiformes, Cyprinodontidae. The coding region runs from base 37 to 774 and encodes 245 amino acids.
UUUUUUUUUUUUUUUUUUUUUUUUACUACUACAGAGAUGGCUGCGAAAGUGUGCAGAUCGGUCCUCCUGUUGUCCCGGAGCAGCGGAGCGGCGGCCGGCAGCCUCCCUGUACUUGUCUCGCCUUCACAGCGGCACCAGCGGCAUAUAAGAGCGGAGGUGCUGCCUGCUAUUUUCACCCGUCACACUGUCAGGAGAGCUCAUGGCCUUCGGUCAGCAGCCCACCCCACGCUCUUCACCCAGACUCCCACUGCCCUGUCUCCACGGGUCUGGAAGGGCGCCCCCUCAUGGCAUGGCCAGAGACUGUUUUGCUCCUCCACUACCCCAGGCGACGUGACAGUGGUGUACCAGAACGGUCUACCUGUGAUAUCGGUUAAUUUGCCGUCCAGACGAGAGCGCUGUCAGUUCACCCUAAAGCCUCUCAGCGACUGCGUGGGAGUUUUCCUGCAGCAGCUCCAGGCGGAGGACCGAGGCAUCGACCGUGUAGCCAUCUACUCCAUGGAUGGAGCAAGGAUCGCCUCCUCUACAGGCAUAGACAUCCUUCUGCUGGAUGAUUUUAAGCUCCUCAUCAAUGACACCACGCAUAUCGUGCGACCACCAAGGAGAGAGAUCCUGCCCCACGAGGAAGCUGAGAGGCUAAAUGACGUCAAAUUUCUGGUGCAGCAGCUCUACACCACUCUGCGCAUCGAGGAGCACCAGCUUAGUAAAGAGCGGGAGCUGAUUGGACGACUGGAGGACCUCAACUCUCAGCUCCGCCCCCUAGAGAAGGUUCAGUAGAAGCUUUUUGACAGUCAGUGUCGGUGACCCACUAAAUGCUGCGAGUUAUAGGAAUGCCAGUUGAUAUAUUAAUUUGUGGAGAUGAGUGAGCUGGGUUAAGCUGGGUUUGUUGUUGUUCUGUUAUC